AUGCCACCGUUGGGCCUUCUCCUUUUGCAAAGUCCAACCAUUCGUGCUUCUUCUCUCUUUGUGUGCAAACCGGCGCCUUUGAAUACCUACGCCGAAAACAGAAUUCGAAAGAGGUUUUCUUCAAAAAUUGCGCGGAUAUCGCCGUGUACGUCGGCAAUGUUUCGCUCAACGUUCAUCGUCGCUCUUCUGAUCGUAUCCGUUACCUGUGCCGAGGAACACGUUACAAAAGAGCCAGUCGAGGAUCAAGAAGCAGUCGAAUCCAAAAGGUCGACCCAUUCUCAAAAACUGGAACAAGGCAGAACAAGAGGCGAAUACAGGAUUUUUUUGCCUGAUAAUCGAUGGCAAAUCGUGUCUUACGUUGCUGACGAUGACGGGUACAGAGCCACAGUGCGUUACGAAAAUGGACCCCAUGACAUCCUACGGGCCGAACAAACUCAUUGGGGAUUUUCAACUGGAACCACUGCUUCAUUUGCCAAUGAUGAAACUCCUCGCAUCGAUCCUUUAGUUUACAACCCUGUCAAUCCACCCAGGAUUCCGCAUCGCUUUAAUCCGCACAGCUCUGAAGAUCAUCAUUAUGGGAAACCACGAUAUCAGCCGCAACUGAGACCGCCUAAUCGUCCACCUUAUCCAGGUGUGUUGACGAGCCAGGUGAAUACGUUUAUCGUCCACCCUACCCCAGCAGAAAGACCUGAUGACGGGCGUAAACAGGAUGAACAUCAACCUCAUUUUGAGGGUGUUCAACAAACUCCUCCUCAACUUUCGAAAGAUGCGGCUUCUUCAUCUCCCUCGUCUCCACCUCCCGUUUACAUACCUCGACCGUAUGCGACGAAUCAACCAAAGCCCACUACACCACCUCCGGUUUAUACCGCUCCUCGUCCCGAGAAGUUCCCAGAAACUCCAGUUUACAUUCCAAAGGCAAAACCACCGAAGAUCGACAUCAAGGACAGUAUAAUCUAUGAUCCAAACGAGUACCAUCCAUUCUUUCAACCUAUAGAGAAACCGAAAAUUCUCACUGUCCAACCGAUUCGUCCAUUCCAUCUACCUGACCAGUUCUACGAAAAUCGUUUCAAUCAACAGCAAUCGGUUGUUACUAACUUGGAACGGCCCGUCCCUCCGACGCAUGUUCGUCCUCAGCAGAAUCAACAAGAACCCAGCCAACAUCGUCCGCCAGUACCCCAGAAGGAGGACGAAGAGCGACCUCAGCAGCAAACGAAACGUCCUUACCUGGAUAAACCAGUUAGCAAUGAAUGGACACCGCUGUAUCAACCUUACGAACAGAAGCCGAAUACGGAAGAGUUUGUUCCAUCUUAUCCAGCAAAACCAACCGAGCCGUACGUACCGAAAGAGCGACUUCCUUUCAAGGCAUCACCUCCUUACCCAAUCGAACCGAAUGUCGAACAACAGAGACCUUAUGAACGUCCUGCUGUCAAUCCUGAUUCACCUGCUCAAAGCUCCAGACCUCAGCAAAGAACUCCGUCUGAACUUGCGCCUUCGUAUCCCGAUAAACCAAUUGAACCGAAACCGUUAUAUCCUGUCGAGUUAUACAAACCGCAAGAAAAGCCCACGGUUAAGCCUUUGCCUUCGUAUUCGGAGAAACCAGCCGAAACGUAUGAAGCUGAAAAUAAACCUGAAUAUGGAACCCUGCCACCUUAUCCAGUUGAGCCCACUCAACCGUACCAGCCUGAAGAGAAACCUGUUUACGAACCUGAGCCGUCCUAUCCAGACAAACCGAGGGCACCGUAUGGCCCAAAAAAGAAACCCGAAUAUGAACCUACUGUUCCUUACGACGAAAAACCGUAUGAGUCUGUGACUGCCCAUCCGGACAAACCCUAUGAACCUGUGGCUGCCUAUCCGGAAAAACAGGAUACACCGUAUGAACCUAAAACGGAAUAUGAACGUCCCGACAAACAGGAAUAUGAGCGGCCUGGAAAGCCGGAAUAUAAACCUGCAUCUUCUUACGGCGAAAAACCAUACGAACCUGUCACAGACUAUCCGGACAAAGAGGAUACACCGUAUGAGCCCCAAGCGGAAUAUGAACGUCCCUUCAAACCGGAAUACGAGCGGCCUGAGAAACCGGAAUAUGAGCGGCCUGGAAAGCCGAAAUACGAGCGGCCUCAAAAACCGGAAUACGAGCGGCCUGAAAAUGCGGAAUAUGAGCGGCCUGAAAAGCCGAAAUACGAGCGGCCUGAAAAGCCGAAAUACGAGCGGCCUGAAAAACCGGAAUACGAGCGGCCUGAAAAUGCGGAAUAUGAGCAGCCUGAAAAGCCAAAAUACGAGCGGCCUCAAAAACCGGAAUACGAGCGGCCUGAAAAUGCGGAAUAUGAGCGGCCUCAAAAACCGGAAUACGAGCGGCCUCAAAAUGCGGAAUAUGAGCGGCCUGAAAAGCCGAAAUACGAGCGGCCUGAAAAACCGGAAUAUGAGCGGCCUGAAAAACCGAAAUACGAGCGGCCUGAAAAUGCGGAAUAUGAGCGGCCUGAAGAGCCGACAUACGAGCGUCCUGAAGAGCCGGAAUAUGAGCGUCCCCGAAAACCGGAAUAUAAACCUGUCCGUCCUUAUGGCGAAAAACCAUAUGAGCCUGUCACAGCCUAUCCAGAGAAACCGUCUGAACCUGUAGCUGCCUAUCCGGACAAACAAGAUACACCGUAUAAAUUCCAACCGGAAUACGAACGCCCAGAAAAACCAGAGUACGAACCAGCUCCCCCUUACGUCGAUCAAUCAUACGAACCUGUCACUACUUAUCCGGACAACCCGUAUGAACCCCAAGCUGAGACUGCUCCGCCUUACGUCGCCAACGAUUACAAAGCUGUAUCUUCCUAUCCGGAUAGACCAGUCGAAACAUAUGAACCGGAAAAUAAACCUGAACAUGUGACUGAGCCUUUAUAUCCCGACUAUCCGGCACAACAAUCCCCACCCGAAGAGUACCUACCGCAAUAUCAAACAGAUCGUCCAUUCAUUAAUCAGCAAACAGAUGAAAUCCGGCAUCCGUAUCGACCGUACCCACCGCGACCAUUGCCAUCCAUCCGUCCGACAUACAACCGACCACCAGUCAACUACCGACGACCUAGUAGACCGUACGGUGUACCACAUACUGGCUAUCCACCUGGAACGCCAAUCUCUGGAGUCACGUCGAUCCGACCCAUUCUCAAUCCAAAGAAUCAAUCUUUGCUCACCGUCGAUUUAGACUAUUCACUAGAAGGUGAAGCUCCGACGGAACCUCCAGAGUUCGAACCAGAAGAAUUCGUAAUUCCAUCCACUUCAACGAAAAAACCUGAACCUCCUAGAAAGGUGUAUCAACCGAUAUUUAGAAAGCCGUUCCGAGAUAGCCCCGUACGCCCUAAAAUAACACGUCCAUCCAACAAUCGAGUUCCAGUGGAAGUCACAGAGAAACCAUCAAACAAUGAAGAUUCGCCAUUAUUAGCUAAAUACAAAUUCAAAGGCUCAUCAAAAUCAAAUGACGGAUAUGGCCAGAGGACACAGCCAAGAAGAAAACAGUCUUCCAAACAAACAAGUGAUUUUGCAAUAAUAGCAUCCCCGGUAGAAGAUGCCGGCCUGAGUGAGUCCAUCGGAUACAACAGUCAAAGUGUCGAAAACGAUAAUUCGUAUUCAAUCACUGCCAAUCCCGAUGAAGAUCAGAUAUCCGAAUUGGAUAGCUUCCUCCCCAUUGAAGAAGAUUUCUAUUCAAGUAACUCGUCUGAUUCAGACGUCCUUUACUUUGACGAUGGAAUGAUCCCUCCCUUACUAUUACGCGUGCGCGAUAAAGUCUCUACGGCCAAAGUAGCCGAAGAUGUCCCGUACGUUACAGAGUCGUUAGCAGAAAUAGCAACAACGACAGCAACAACAACGCAAGUUCCAUAUGUUACCCCUACUGUUAUUCCAUCAACAACGAUAGCACCUACAACGACAACUACAAAGACCACGACAUCGACCGUAACACCAUCAACGAAAGCGGGCAAAAGGAAGAAGAAGAAGCGAGUUCGAACGAAGGCAUUGAAACGAGGCAAUGGAACCGGAACUAUAGUGCCUGCCAGCAAGAAAGUCCAAAGCGUUUCGGUCAUUGUGAAAGACGAAAUUGUACCGACGGCCAAUGUUACGCUGCCCAGGACGUCGCCACGAAUUCGAUUCCCACCCAGGGUACGAUUUGUUCAGAAAACGGCGGAACGCGUUACCCGACAAAAUGAAAAAGACGCCGAUUUAUUGGCCUCUGAUUCGGCUAACGAAGCGGUGGUUAGUCGUGAUUUCACGGAAAGUGAUAUGAUAGGAAAUCACGCAAUGACGAAAGAAGAUUUGAUGGAAUGGAGUUUGAACGCUAUUCCAAUCGAACGAUUAGAUCUCGUGUACGAUUCGAUCGAAUUGGAAGAUAAGCCAGAGGAAUGAGAACACAGCAGGGCGCAUUUGUUUCACUUUAGCUAACAAAAGAGAGAGAAUGAUGAGAAAAUUGCAUUUUCUUCCUGUAGCAUAACUAGUGAAAUCACCGCUUGAGAAACAAAAAGGAAAAACUGUAGCCAUUUAGGUGUAUAACUGUGUGAAUGUGUCUUUUCUCCUAUUUUUACUACUCUUCCUUUCAGGUUGAAAGCAUCGAAAGAAAGUAUAUAGACGCGUCCUAUUUUUCAAGAAAAUUGGCGUUGUAAAAAAAAAAGAAAAAAAUUCUGCUGUUUUCACUUACGCCUUUCAUCGUUUUUAUCAUCACACAUAAAAGGCGUAGGCGUAUGACUUGAGCCUAAUCGUCCAUCGAUCGUGAUUAUUCUACUCAAAUUUCAGUUCGCAUAUCACAAAAGAAAUUUUAAAAACAGAUUUUUACGUAUGUAUUGCUUGGUCCCCACGCAGAUAUUAAUACACGGUUUUUGCGCGUUCUA
Messenger RNA from Daphnia magna, 4853 nucleotides. Its product is annotated as adhesive plaque matrix protein. Bases 1 to 4374 code for a protein of 1457 amino acids. Lineage: Eukaryota; Metazoa; Arthropoda; Branchiopoda; Diplostraca; Daphniidae. The record is from RefSeq and is a predicted model, not a curated record. Gene Ontology annotation, cellular component: extracellular matrix. The transcript is spliced from 3 exons.